Messenger RNA from Anthonomus grandis grandis, 1276 nucleotides. RefSeq names its product glutamine synthetase-like. Bases 52 to 1227 code for a protein of 391 amino acids. NCBI's taxonomy places the organism in Eukaryota, Metazoa, Arthropoda, Insecta, Coleoptera, Curculionidae. Gene Ontology annotation, molecular function: glutamine synthetase activity. The transcript is spliced from 8 exons. Gene Ontology annotation, cellular component: cytoplasm. The record is from RefSeq and is a predicted model, not a curated record.
UCUUUAAUUGUCACGAAUGAUAUUUCUUUGACAAAUAGACAAACGGCUAGAAUGGCCCCUAUAAAAUUGCUGCCUUUUAAAGUAAAAUGUCACAAUUUAAAAAAACUAUUCCAUACUACGUCUUUGAAAUUUGGCUUCCUGGAUUGUUCGGCAGACGCGCAGCUGGAUAAGGGAGUGGCGGACCGAUUUUUAUGUUUGCCAAUACCAGAACCGAAGACCCAAAUUUCCUAUGUCUGGAUCGACGGUAGUGGACUGGACUUGCGCAUGCGAUCAAAGACUUUGGAUUUUAUUCCGUGCACUUAUAAGGAUUGUCCUAAUUGGACUUUUGAUGGAAGCAGCACUUUUUUUAGUCCCGCAAACAAAUCUGACAAUUACAUAGUCCCAAUUGCUAUGUACGCGGACCCAUUCAGAAGAGGAAACAACAAAAUUGUAUUAUGCGAAACGUUUACACCAGACAAAAAACCGACAAAAACAAAUCACAGACAGGCGUGCAUCGAAGUGCUGAACAAAGUGUGCGACCAAGAGGUGAUGUUUGGAUUUCAGCAGCAAUUUUACUUUAUCGGACCGGAGGGAAGACCUUAUGGGUGGCCUUGUGGAGCUAUGCCAAGGCAGACUGGAAAAAAUUAUUCUGGGCUUGGUAGUACUAGAGCAGUGGGCAGGGAAAUAAUGGAGUGUAUCUAUAGAUGUUGCCUCUACGCUGGCAUUGAUUUUCAUGGUACUACCGCCGAGAGAGCUUAUGGGCAGUGGCAGGCACUAACUGGACCUACGUUAAGCAUUAAGGCAGCAGAUGAUCUAUGGAUGGUCAGAUACAUAAUAACCAGGGUGGCAGAGACGUUUGGAAUUAGUGCCAGCUUUAAAGCUAAUCCUGUAAGAAAAGGCGGAGUUCCCUCAGGAAUGCACACAAACUUCUCCACAAAAAAAAGUAGGGAUGAGAAUGGUUACCAAGUUAUAAUGGACUAUAUGACCAAACUGGAAAAGAAUCAUAAAGCGGAUCAAAAAUUUUUUGAUUGCUCAGGAGGUGACCAUUUAAAAGACCGAUUAACCGGUGAUCAUCACACGUCUCAUCUAGAUAAAUUUAAAUGGGGUGUUGGAGACCGAACAGCGAGUGUUAAAAUAUCCCCAUCCGUGGCCGACAAGAAAAAAGGGUUUUUCCAAGACAGGCGUCCCUCCAGUUGUGCCGAUCCUUAUAACCUCAUUAUCGCCCUAGUGUGUACUUGUCUGUUGUAGUAUAAUUUUAUUUUAUGUAAUGUUCAUCCAAUAUACAAGAUUUAUUACA